UAGCAUAGAUUACAGCCGCCGUGUCCUGCUCGCCUCGUCCCACGGUACAAGGAACUCUGCUUCGCUUUUGUUGCAGUUUGUUGAACAACGUCGGCUCGAUCGCCGCUCGGUGUGAUGUGACCUGUUGAUUUAUUAAUCAGUGUUUUAGUGCUGUUUUCUGUGAUAAAAAUGACCUGAUACAUGGAAUACGUGUUUAGUGUUUUACUAGUGUGCAGUGUAAAAUGGGUUUGAUUACAUCGCGAGAGCAAACAAUGUUGGACGGGCCGGCAGUAGGGCCAGUCAAGAGUCACCAUGUGCGGCAGGCGUCGACGAGGAAUCGCACCAAGCCGCCGAUGCCAGACAGAGAUGAGCUGGAGAACCGUUUCGUUAAAGUUUUGGCGCAUACAAAACCUUAAAUCAGCAUCAAUGGACCUGCCACCCGACAAGGCGAAACUGCUCCGCAAUUACGACUUGGAGAAGAAAUGGGAGAUCAUCUGCGACCAGGACAUGGUGCAGGCCAAGGAUUCACCCACACACUACCUCAACAAGCUUAGGACGUACCUCGACCCCAAGGCCUCCAGGAGUCACAGGAAACGGAAAAUGGUCGGCGACUCCACAUCUACACAAGUUCUCAGGGAUUUGGAAAUAUCACUCCGAACCAAUCACAUAGAAUGGGUUCGGGAGUUCCUUAACGAACAGAACCAGGGCUUGGACGUGCUGAUCGACUACCUCAGCUUUCGGCUUAGUAUGAUGCGGCAUGAGCAGAGGAUAGCCCUCGCUCGGAGUCAAUCCAGCGAUGGUAUCAACCAAGGUGCAAACACAACGACCUCCGACUGCAGCGCGCCAACCGACAACAGUUCUACAUUAAACGCAACAUGGCGGCGGCGCGCGCGGUCCACCGACGCCGAGUGCGAAGGUGCUGCCAGCCCUGCCGUCGCACGACGGCGGACCAGGCAUGCAGCCCGGCUGAAUAUGGGCGCGUCCACCGAUGAUAUCCAUGUGUGCAUCAUGUGCAUGCGCGCUAUCAUGAACAAUAAGUACGGCUUCAACAUGGUAAUCCAGCACCGAGAGGCCAUCAACAGCAUAGCUCUCUCCCUCGUCCACCAUUCGCUACGCACCAAAGCGCUAGUGCUGGAACUGCUAGCCGCCAUAUGUCUCGUGAAAGGGGGACAUCAAAUCAUAUUGUCAGCGUUCGACAAUUUUAAAGAGGUCGCUGGGGAGCCGAGAAGAUUCCACACGCUUAUGGACUAUUUUAUGAACUACGACCACUUCCAUAUUGAGUUUAUGGUGGCGUGCAUGCAGUUCGUAAACAUCAUAGUGCAUUCCGUGGAAGACAUGAACUUUAGAGUCCACUUGCAGUAUGAGUUCACUUCGUUGAAGCUUGAUGACUAUCUAGAAAGGUUACGGAUGUGUGAGAGCGAGGACCUUCAGGUCCAGAUAUCAGCGUACCUGGACAACGUUUUCGACGUUGCUGCCCUCAUGGAGGACAGCGAGACGAAAACUGCGGCGCUUGAGAAGGUCAACGAACUCGAAGACGAGUUGGGACACGCCCACGAGCGCUUAGCAGCGCUCGAACGAGAGGCGAUAGCGAAAUUGGCUACGCUAGAAUCUGAACUGGCCAGCGUACGCCAGGAGCGCGACCAGCUGGCCGAAGCUCGCCGGCAAGUUGUUGAAGAGGUGUCAACGUUGAGACGGGCUCAGCAGGACUCCAGAAAUAGACAGUCUAUGUUGGAGUCUAAGGUUCAGGAGCUGGAAUCCUUGACCAAGUCGCUGCCCAGAGGGGCGUCAAUGGGCGCCAUAUCCUCGCACGCGCACUGCAACGGCACGAACGGCACCACCAACGGCACGCACACACCGAACGGCCCCUCCUCCCCCCUCCCCAACGGUAUAAAGGCGCCGCCCCCGCCCCCCGCGCCCAAGCCCCCGCCCGCGCCUGUUGCACCUCCCCCUCCGCCCCCGCCGCCGCUCGUGCCCUGCGCGCCGCCCCCGCCGCCCGCGCCCGGCCUGAUGAUGCCGCCGCAACAUACAGAUGCCAUGACGAUCAAAAGGAAGGUGGAUACCAAGUAUAAGCUACCUACGCUCAACUGGAUAGCAUUGAAACCCAACCAGGUUCGAGGCACAAUAUUCAACGAGUUAGACGAAGAGCGGCCGAGAAACAGGAUAAACUUCUCCGAAUUCGAAGAGAAAUUCCGCAUCGGCGGCCCCUGUGGUUUGGGAGUCGAUUCUUGUGACAAUGAUACUCUGGCGUCCUUCCCUAGCAAACGGUUUAGGAGGCCUGAUACAGUGUCUUUACUUGAACACACGCGAUUAAGAAACAUAGCAAUAUCCCGAAGAAAACUAGACAUACCCGUCGAGAAAGUAAUCCUAGCGGUCAACAACCUCGAUCUCAAACAACUGCCCCUAGAAAGCGUCGAAAUCCUCCAACGAAUGGUGCCCACAGAGGCCGAACAAAAAGCCUACAAAGAAUACUUAGCCGAGAAGAAAAAUAUCAACUUGCUAACUGAAGAAGACAAAUUCCUUAUGCAACUAGCGAAAGUGGAACGAAUAUCAGCUAAGUUGUCUAUAAUGAGUUACAUGGGGAACUUCUUCGAUAACAUACAUUUAAUAACGCCUCAGAUACAUGCUAUCAUCUCAGGGUCAUCUUCCGUCAAAUCCUCACAGAAACUAAGGAAUGUUCUAGAGAUUAUUCUUGCUUUUGGUAACUACUUGAACAGUAGCAAGAGAGGCCCGGCCUAUGGGUUUAAACUACAGUCUUUAGAUACGCUUAUGGAUACUAAGUCGACGGAUAAGAGGAUUUCUCUGCUGCAUUAUAUCGUGGGUACGAUAAGGCAGAACUUCCCGGAAUUGAUGAACUUUGAUUCGGAGCUGAUGUAUAUUGAUAAGGCUGCUCAAGUGUCCCUAGAAAACGUGGUCUCCGAUGUAACGGAGCUCGAGCGCGGGAUGGAGCUAGUCCGACGAGAGUGCGAGGCGCGCGAGGCGCACCGCGCCGCCGCGCCGCACGUGCGCGACUUCCUCAACAACGCGCACGACAAGCUGCGCCGCACGCGCACCGAGGCCAAGCUCGCGCAGGAUGCGUUCGCAGCGUGCGUGGAAUACUUCGGCGAGGCUCCGCGAGGUGUCGACGCCAACGCUUUCUUCUCGCUGCUCGUGCGAUUUACGAGAGCGUUCAAGCAAGCGGACACAGAGAACGAGCAACGCCGUAGACUCGAGCAGGCCCAACAGGCCGACUACGUCGACCCGGCCAAGACCAAGCAGGCGCAGAAGAAACAACAGGAGGCUGUAAUCAACGAACUGAAAACGAAAUCCCAAGCCGUCGGGGAGAAAAAACUUCUGCACCAAGACGAAGUAUACAACGGGGCUUUGGAGGAUAUCCUACACGGGCUACGAAGCGAGCCCUACCGCCGCGCCGACGCCGUGCGACGGUCGCACCGCCGACGCAUCAACUCGCACAGACUCUCAAAAGGACUAGAGGAACUAGACGUAUGAUACGAACCUACCUCCAGUGACCAACUGGAAAACGCCUCCGUAUUAGACGCUGUCAGAUCUAUUAACGCGCGCGAUGAGAAAUUAAAAAAAAAGAAAAGGAAAGACUUAGAAAUGGUUCAUAAAAAACAAACCAUAGCCAUCUAUAAUAUAGACGAUGACUUCUCAGAUUUUACUACAAACACUGUUAAAAAACACAAAUCGUCCCCGUAUAGAGUCGCCCCGACUGAAUGCGAAGUUGAAGAGCGGUGCGAUCUUAUCAAAUCGACGUAUGACGUUAUUUCGAAAUAUACGCGAGCGAUGUUCGACAAGCAAAACGAAACGGUCGUCUGAACGUGCCUAAUAGUUAAUAAAGUUCGUUUAAGCUGUGUUUGGCAGGAAACAGUGUGGAAAUGUUCUUAUAAACGCCAAAUGCUUCUUUUGAACGCCACGACUGUAAUAAGCGAUCAAAACGAACCUUAUUGGAAUGUACAGUGAAUUAGAAAUUACAAUGAAUUCAUUGAUAAAUUCGCCACGCCAGUUCCACAUUGCAAAGCUAGCUUAUACGGACUAACCCCCUUUUGCACUCGCGACAGUGUUGCAAGCCUUAAAAAAUAACCCUAUUUAUUUAGUCGUUGGUAAAACCACUUUUUAAAAUAGUUAGCGGAGCUAACGAAAAUGUAUCGCGAGUGUACUUGGGGGUUCAUUUGAUACGCCUGAAUUUCAUUCCAUUGCUACUCACGAAAGUAUUUUGCUACGGACAAUUUACAGUUUAUUUUGAUACACAUGCUUAGCUUUAGACAUUUUUGUAGCGCCCUGUUCUAGUGCUAUCUCUCGCUCGCACAAUACAAAAAAGAGAGACGGCAUCAUAGACCAAAUGGGCAUAUUAGUACCGCUAGUUAAAGGCCUUUAAAAAAUUUACUCACAUUUAUCUGUGCGUAUUUUGAAAGGAUGUAAUUUCUAAUAUUUAUACUCGUAUAAUUAAUAUUACAGUGUCCUUAAUAUGUAUUAAAUAUUACAUAAAUAUUUAACGCAAGGUAUCUUUCGUAUAAACGAAUUAGUAUAAAAUUUACUAUAUAUGCAUUUAUAUAUUCAUAGCAUUUGUACGUAACCAUAUUGUGAUAGUUCAAAAUAUGUAGCAUUUAUUCUUCAAUUUUCGUAACAUCAACUGGUUUGAGUGUAGAUAAUAUGUCUUUUUUUUAGGUGUACUUCUUAUAUUUUUAUAUGAUGUUAGCUAAAAGCCCAAAACAAUCCAUACAGUCAGCUGCAAAGAAACAUUAUAAAAAGGUAACAUUGUAGGUGAGUAUACCAUAUAAAUACGAGUAUACUGACUGUACUUCACGCAAAUAUUGCCAUUUUUCGUCCCUUUGGGUUUUGAGCUGAGAACAUUUGAGCAAUGUAUAAUUUUGAUUAGGAUUCUCAUGUUAAGUAUUGCGUAUUUCAGACAUGACAUAGAUUGUAAUUAUUUAUAGAUUUUCGAUUCCAAUUAGAUUUAGUUUAAUAUAAACACGAUUAUGUUCAAUAAAACUAAUUUUGAAAUAAUUAUAAUUUGGUAUAUCGGGAAGUAAAUUCUAAUUCGUUACGAUCUGAAUUGCAUCUCGAAUAAGUUGAUUUUAAUUAAUUUAUAUUAUUUGUGUAAAUAUUUGUUUCGUUUUUGCAAUAGUACCAAGUUUUAUAACAUUUUAUUGUAAAUAUAGUAUUUUCGGAUUGGUUGAAAUUGUAAUAGAUUUGAUUUACGCACUUUAUUAUUAUAAGUAUAAAUUAUACGUUAUUAAGAAUACAAGUUGGUACUUUUGCAGAAUAAUUGUAAUUGGUAUGGAUACUUUAUGAAUAUAAUUUAAUAUAUCACGCACAUAUGUUAGGUUGAGUAGGUAGGGUCCUACGCAAUAGGUGCACAUUGACAUUAUCCCGUCUGUAUGCGCCGUCGGUUAAGACGUUCUGUUUACGUUGUUCGUACUUCUAGUUACAAAAACGGUUUGUGUGCAAGUUGAUUGCUAUCAGGAUUAGGCGUGUUGGCUUGUCAUAUUAAAUAAUUUAAGUACCUAAUCACAUACAUUUGAGAAACCAAUCCAAAAUGGAACCUCUUUAAAAACCUUUAAGUGUAUUUUUUCAGCAGGAGGGCUGUGCCUUUAGGGGCUAAAGAAAUUCAUGAGCUGAUGACUUUUGCCUUAAAUAUUGCAAAAUUCUUGUUUAGCAAUCAACAUGCACUGAACGGUAAAAAAGGUGCUUUUCGCACAACUUUUCUGGCUUAAAUACCUAGUUAACGGCUAAGUCAAAAUGUUAAAAAACAAUUGUUUAAAACUUUAAAUUAAUACAGGGUUUGUAUCGGAUUACGCACAUGUUGACAGUUUAAGGAUUUCAAAAGUUUCCACCUAUUUGAGUAAUUAUUAAUUACUAUUAAGUAAUAAUUAAUUAAUUACGGUUUUGUGUCCAGUUAUGUUUCAAAGGUUAUUGUAGCCCUUUUUUAUUACAGAUGUGGUAAAUUUGAAAUAACCUUGAAGUUGAGUUAUUUCUUAUAAUUUGUUCCUGAGUCAUGGAUGUUUUCUAUGUAUAAUAAGUAAGUAUAUCGUCGCCUAGCACCCAUAGUACAAGCUUUGCUUAGUUUGGGGCUAGGUUGAUCUGUGUUAAGGUGUCUCACAAUAUUUUUUUAUUUAUAUAGCUUUUUUGGGUGUCAACAUAAAAGAAAAAUGUUUAAUUAUUACAAUUAAGGAUGGUCUUUUGAUAAAAGUGAUUUAAGAACCAUUUAACUAAUUAUGUCCAUCAUCAAAGCAGAAAAGUGUCUGUAAAAUGGCAUCCUAUAAUGGUUGAUUGUGAGGUUAAAUUUUUAAUAACCAGAAGUUUAACCACAUCUGUAGUAAAAAUUGAGCAAUUUUGGUAGAAGUUUAUGAUAAUGUUUUUUGUAUAGUUAUAUUCGUAUGUGAUGUAUACCUGAGAGUUUUAAUCGGUUCUUCAUAGUUUGUAUCGCAUGUACGCUAGUGUUAGAAACAGUAUUCAGUGAUGCAAUAAAACAUACAUUUACAGUA
Leguminivora glycinivorella is the source of this 6464-nucleotide messenger RNA. It is a transcript of the gene Frl, whose product is annotated as formin-like protein. Gene Ontology annotation, cellular component: cytosol. Lineage: Eukaryota; Metazoa; Arthropoda; Insecta; Lepidoptera; Tortricidae. The coding region runs from base 292 to 3465 and encodes 1057 amino acids. Gene Ontology annotation, molecular function: small GTPase binding; actin filament binding. Gene Ontology annotation, biological process: regulation of cell shape; cortical actin cytoskeleton organization; cell migration. The transcript is spliced from 18 exons. The record is from RefSeq and is a predicted model, not a curated record.